This is a messenger RNA of Prorocentrum cordatum, 2832 nucleotides long. The record is from the annotation of a GenBank genome assembly. Lineage: Eukaryota; Dinophyceae; Prorocentrales; Prorocentraceae.
AGGGAUUGGCGCGCCCAUUCAGCCCCCAGGGGCUGGCCCUGGCCCUCCCCGCCGGCUCCCUGCCGCCCGGCUCCCCGCUGCAGCCGACGUCGCCACUGUUUUCACGGCCGCCGGGGGGGGGGCCGCCUUCGACGGCCCCCCCCCCCCGCCAGCGGCGCCUGGGCCAUGCAGCCUGCGCUGCCGGCGCCCUGCCCCGCCGGCAGCUCCGCUCGCCCCGGGCGGGGGCCGAGGCGGCCUCGCGCGCAGGAGGCCGCUCCCCGCGGCGCCUGGCCGCCCCACCCGGUCGCGUGUGGGGCUUGCGGCUCCGCCGCGGCGGCGACCGCGAGCAGGCUGCGGAGCCUGGCGGGGGGUGCUGCGUCGCGGCGGGCUGGCGGCCCUCGGCGAAGGCGGACGGCCCUCGGCAGCUGGGGCGACGGUAACUUCGAGGACGCCGGGCGAGAUGGCUGGUCGCCUGGCGAGCCGUUGGGGCCCCCAGGGCAGCUGCCCGAGAAGUUCUGCGCUGGCGGCGCUGCGGGGGGGAAAGUACUCCGCAUCUUGUGCUACGGCGACAGCCUCACUGUUGGUUUCUGUGCAGGUGGCAGUCGUUGCGAGCCCUACGGGAGGUCCUUGGCGGUGGCCGUCGCGGAGGCCACGGGCCACGCGACCGAGGUUGAGGUGUGCGGGCACUGCGGCCACUCAACGGAUCAGAUGUUCAAGAAUCUAGACAGCGACCACGUCAUCGAUGUUUGUGGCGCCAUUGGCAAAGGACUUCGAAGGAUUGCGUCCGAGGCCAAGCCGCGCCACGACCUCGUUAUCAUAUCGGCAGGGACAACGGACGUUGCACAGACGUCUCGCCACCCCGACGACAUCCUCGACAACCUGCGAGCGUUCCACGAGGUCCGCGGCCCUGGGUCGCCCACACUGGCGCUGGCGCCCCUGGAGUGCCCACAGCACCUGCAGUCGAGGCUCCUCAGCUCGAGGCGGAACCGAGUGGCGAGGCUGCUCGAGUGGUGGGCCCGCGACCUGACUUCCGGCCCCGGCGUGACCUUCGUGGACCCGGCGGGCCUCGUGCCGGCGACGGUUGCGGACGGAGCGGACGGGGUCUGGGACUGGGACGGCGUCCACCUGGCGCCGAGGGGCUCCUCGCUGCUCGGCCGCUGCCUGUCGCCCGCGGCCGUGCGCUCCCUGCCCGCGACGGCGCGCCCGGCGGCCUCGAAGGUCAAGAAAUCUGCUGCCGACGUCGCCGCGGUCAUCAUGCAGGAGCUUGCAGAUCUGCAGCAGACUGCCUCCGUCAUGGCAGCGCUGGAGGGCAGAGAACAACAUGACCAGUGCGGCCUGGAGAUCUGGCGCUCCUUGGACCCAGAGGAGGCAAAGACAUUCCUGGGCGACGUGCAGGACGACUUCGCACGUGGUAUGCUGGCGCAGGGCGUCCCGCUCCACUCGGCGGCGCUGCUCUUCCUGCAGCCCGAGGCAGUGCCCUGCGUCGGACAGGAGGUGGAGAUGCGCCUCGAACAGGAGUCUGGAAUGCCGAGCAUCCACGCCGUGGAGUGGGCCGCAGAACGAAGUGGCGGCAUCAUGGCUUGCGUGCCGCUCAUCGAGGGGGCAAUCGGCAUCCCGCAUGGCGGGACGCUCGUAGAGAUUCUGGAUUUCGUGCGCUUCGGGGACGCAGGUGAUGCGCUCAUCCGGCUGAGGGCCGUCUCCAGCGCACGCCUGGUUAUGCGGCAGCCCGCCGACAAGGUGUCAGACUUCACGGUGGCUUUGUUUCAGGAGGUCGCCGAGUGGGGCCCGACAGAAGAGCAGGCUGGCUUGCAGGCCAUCGCGCGCGAGGCGAAGGCCGUGUCGGACCUGUUCCUGGAGUGCCGGCAGCUGCAGGACCGCAGCGGCUACAUGGCCGCCGGCGACUUCGUGUCGGCGCCGCUGCCCGCGCACACGCGGCGAGCGCUGGACGUGCUGCGAGGCGUGCGCCUGUUGCACGUCGGGCGCCCCCUGGAGCCCGAGGCCGAGCCGGUGGUCCGUGGAGCCUGCGCCACUGCCCACGCGGCGGUGGGCGCUUUGUCGGUGACAAUGCGCACGAAGUUCCUUUGCGACCCUGUGUCAGUCCUCACCCGGCUCGAGAGGAUCCGGGAGUUUCUUUCCAAGGUGAGUACGCUCCUCUGCAGCAAGCUCGCCAUCGACAAGGCCAUGAAUGAUGACGACUAGCACAGCAAUUUCUCAGUCAACCUGGCCGCGCUGAUUUAGGUGCACGGUCAAGGCCUCGAAUUUGCAUUGUAUUAUUUCCUAUUGGAGACAAUGCCAUUGUGUACCGUUCGUUUUCCAGACGGUAGGAAGCUCGCUUACGGAAUUGCAUUCGAUGGGUGGGUUCCAUCUUCCUUCUCGGAACUAUCACACCUGAUCGUUAGGGAGUUCAAGCGCACGAAGUUUUUGAGAUGCAUGUCAGGAUAAGGGGGUACCCGUGUAGCACGAGUUGCGGUGGCGCGCUAUCGGACGUUGAAUGUGUGUUUCGAGGUGCACGCGACGGUUUCGGACAGGUUUGGUUGGGGCCCCGCAGGGAAGAAACCUUAGUGUGUCUGGCUUCCCGGAACAUUCCCGCACGCACAUGGAGUAAUCGUUGGUUGAUGUGCUAAUUGAUUCCAAGAUUUUGUUCUAGACUCGUUGCGUUGCGCAGACAUGUUGUGUUGGCAAAGGGAUAGCGCAUAGUCUUCGAAUGCAGUGACAUGUCGGGGUGUGACAUGGAGGAUUGCAAACAUGCUCAGGUGUCGGCUUAAAAGCAAGAUAGGAGUAGUUGAAGUGGGUUGGGCGUGCGAGUGUGGGAGGUAUUCUCGAGGCUUCGCAUUUGAGUUGCGUGGCUUGGUG